AUGGCCACCAAAAGACUAGCCCUCCUCCUCCUCGACGUGCAGAACGGCGUCGUCAACCGUCUCGAGAACACCACCCAAUACCUCCAAACUCUAUCAUCCGUCGCACAAGCUGCCCGCAACAGCCAAAUCAACAUCAUCCAUGUGGUAACGGCCUUCCGUCCUGGCUAUCCAGAAUGCCAUCCCCGAAAUCCUAAUGUGGGUAGAGCCAAGGAAAUGGGGGCUUUCCUCACCCACGAUGAGUCGACCCAGGUUCAUCCCGCUCUGUCACGCCGCGAGGAAGAGCCUAUUGUUACCAAACAUCGUGUCUCGGCCUUUACUGGCACUGAGCUGGAUCUUAUACUGCGGUCGAAGGGUAUUACAGAGAUGGUGGUAGGAGGACUUAUUACUAGUGGAGCUGUUCUGUCGACUGUUCGCGCGGCCGCGGAUCUAGAUUACAAUGUGACUGUUCUGGAAGAUGUGUGUAUGGAUCGGGAUCCCGAGGUGCAUCGGGUUCUAAUGGAGAAGGUUUUUACGCGUCAGGGGCGCGUUGUGAGUUCGAAGGAGUGGGUGGAUGAGAUUGCGAAGUGA
This is a messenger RNA of Aspergillus welwitschiae, 567 nucleotides long. RefSeq names its product cysteine hydrolase family protein. The transcript has a single exon. The coding region runs from base 1 to 567 and encodes 188 amino acids. The record is from RefSeq and is a predicted model, not a curated record. Lineage: Eukaryota; Fungi; Ascomycota; Eurotiomycetes; Eurotiales; Aspergillaceae.